AUGAGUAGGACAAUAUCGAAUCGCCUUUUGGCGCAAUUGCCUCGAGCCUCGGCGAGAGGUAUACGAUUAUUCUCGCAAUCAGCAUCCAGAGGCGCAGAAGAUGGAAGCAGGACAGUACCUCCCACUACAGAAGAGGCUCUGAUGCCUCGCUCUCCUUCACUGAAUCCAGCCGCGAAUACCGAAUCCCUUCAAGUACAACCCGCUGAUUCACCACCCAAUCGUCUUGCACGGCAUUUCGGAAACUUUGUCUCCACAACUCAAAGGCAAAGACGAAACGAGCUCAGCACCAAUUUCGCCUCGGAUGGUUCAGUGACCUAUAACCAGCCCACGGCGGAGGCUGUGACUGAACCACAUCAUUUCCAUAUCAUUGCCAGCCGUCACAAUACCCACAUCACCGUCACCAACCCCAAAAGAAAUCCCAUUAUCUCGCUAUCCUGUGGAAACCUUGGGUUCAGACACUCUGCGAGAAAACACUAUGAUUCGGCCUAUCAACUGGCAACUUUUGUCAUGCAAAGAAUGCAGGACCGAGGGAUCAAUUCACAGAUCAAGGAAUUGGAAGUGGUGCUGAGAGGGUUUGGGGCUGGGAGAGAAGCUGUUACCAAGGCAUUAUUGGGAUUGGAAGGGAAGAACUUGAGGCAUAAGAUUGUCAAGGUUGCGGAUGCCACCAGACUGAAAUUUGGUGGUACGAGGAGUCCGAAGCCAAGACGUCUGGGUUGA
Messenger RNA from Hymenoscyphus albidus, 717 nucleotides. NCBI's taxonomy places the organism in Eukaryota, Fungi, Ascomycota, Leotiomycetes, Helotiales, Helotiaceae. The record is from the annotation of a GenBank genome assembly.